AUGAACAUAAGAGCUCCGGCAGAAAACAAGAUGAGGGGAACUUAUGAUCCAAACUAUCAAACAUUGGCUGGUCUCAACAAUGAUGAUGUGUUUAAGCCAAAGGGUUGUACUCCGUUCGGAGGUGGUACUCCGGUCAGAGGUGGAGGUUGUAAUAUCAGAGCUCCACAGCAGAACAGAAUGGUUGGCACGUACGACCCUAACUAUCAAACAUUAGCCGGAUUGAAUAAUGACGACGUUUUCAAGAAGAAGGAUGGUGGAGGAGGUACUCCGGUCGGAUGUGGUACUCCCGUCGGACGUUCUCCAGUCGGAGGUUUCAACAUCCGAGCUCCACAGCAGAACAGAGUGGUGGGCACGUAUGACCCCAACUAUCAAACAUUAGCCGGACUAAACAAUGACGACGUUUUCAAAAAGAAGGGGGGCGGCUAUGGUCAGAAAGGAGGUGGCAACAUUCGAGCUCCGGAGGUGAAGAGAACGGUUGGCACAUAUGAUCCCAACUACCAAACCCUUGCAGGGUUGAAUAAUGAAGACGUUUUUAAACCUAAGGCAGGGGGUGGUGCCCAGAAAGGAGGUGGAAACAUCAUUCGAGCUCCAGAGGUGAAGAAAACCGUUGGCACAUAUGAUCCAAACUACCAAACCCUCGCCGGAUUAAAUAACGAAGAUGUUUUCAAACCUAAGAAAAAAGGCGGCCAAAACGAAAUUAACGAGGACCGAAGGGUUGGUCAACGAGUACAUUAG
This is a messenger RNA of Cooperia oncophora, 735 nucleotides long. NCBI's taxonomy places the organism in Eukaryota, Metazoa, Nematoda, Chromadorea, Rhabditida, Trichostrongylidae. The record is from the annotation of a GenBank genome assembly.